GAGACAGAUAGGUAUGGUUGUUGGUUGGGUGAAGGAGUUGAAAUCGACACACAGCUUAUGCCAAUUCUUAUGCCGGUUCUUCAGUACAUGAGCUCGACAACAACUAAAAAGAUUUUGUUUUCGGAGAUGUUUAAACGAAUAUGGCGAAGUUGUGGGCCGCCCGCCUCUCACUGAGCAAAAUGUUUUUACAGCCCUCCCAACACUCCCUCUAAAACUUCGUGAGAACCCACACCUAUAUCUCUUCUAUCCUUGCGCGGAUGGAGAUCUCUCAUUGCCUUCGGCACUUGAAGAUUCAUCCUCGAUUCAACGUUCGCUUGACUUGCAGCUCGGAUAUCUCGGGGUUUUCUUCGCGUUAUGGAUUCUGCUGUUUGAAUCUUCACGGACGAAAUGCCGUUUUUCCGCUUCGUUGGAUUUCUCAAUCUGGCACAGCAAGACGGGGUGGAUUAUGUCUUGUUUCAUUUCGAUCUCAAUGCUUAUCCCCUACAGCAGUGGGUGAUACGGCUGUUGAGACAAGUGUUUAUGCUGGAGAUUUAUCAUCUAAAGUAUCCAGUGCUGAGGAAGCCAUACUUCAGGGGAUAGGCCCUGGAGAGAACGGUAGAAUUGAUUCAGAAUACCCCACUGAUGAUAGAAUGGUCAAAGUAUGUGAUAAGUUAAUUGAGGUGUUUUUGGUUGAUAAACCAACGCCCACUGAUUGGAGAAGAUUAUUAGCUUUUAGCAGGGAAUGGAGAAAUAUCAGACUUCACUUUUUCAAGCACUGUCAGAAAAGAGCUGAUUUGGAGAGCAAUUCAGAAAUGAAACACUUGCUUUUCAGACUUGGUAGGAAAUUGAAGGAGAUUGAUGGCGAUGUGCAAAGGCAUUCUGAACUUAUUAAUGCGAUUAAAGGGGCACCAGAUGACAUUAGCUCUAUUGUUGCAAAGCAGCGAAAAGAUUUCACUAAGGAAUUUUUUGUUCAUCUUCAUACUGUUGUAGAAUCUUAUGUUGACAACCCAACAGAACAAAAUUCUUUGGCAAAGUUGGGAAACGAUUGUCUUGCUGCUGUUCAAGCAUAUGAUAUUGCAUCAGAAAGCAUUCAGGCCGUAGAAACUGCAGAGCUAAAGCUCCAAGAUAUAAUCAAUUCUCCAUCAGUUGCUGCUGCUUGUAAAAAGAUAGAUGAUUUAGCUAACAAUAAACAACUUGACUCUGCCUUGAUGUUGAUGCUCACUAAAGCUUGGUCUGCUGGUAAAGAAUCAAAUAUGAUGAAAAGUGAGGUUAAGGAUAUACUAUAUCAUUUAUACAAGGCGGCUGUGGGAAAUAUGCAGAGACUUGUACCAAAGGAGAUUAGGAUACUUAAGUACCUUUUAAUGAUUGAAUCCUCAGAAGAGCAACUCUUUGCACUAAAAGAUGCAUUUACGCCUGGAGCUGAACUGGAAGGGAAGGAUGUAGACUGCUUGUACACGACACCUGAAAAGUUGCAUACUUGGAUCAGUACUGUUGUGGAUGCAUACCAUUUCAGUAGAGAAGGAACUCUUAUAAGGGAAGCUAGAGAUCUAAUGAACCCAAAGGUCAUUCAGAAACUUGAGAAUCUUAAGAAACUUGUGCAGGACCAUUUCCUGUAGCUUUAUUUGCAAUGCCCUUAACAAAAGAAAUCUUACAGUAGUUAGAGAUCUUGAUCCUACAUGAUUUGGGUUAAUGCAAGAGGUGUAAGCCAGUAAUGUACUAUGAACAAUGUUAAUGUAUAUAAUAUAUUAUGGUUUGAAUUUUGCAUCUAGCCCAUAUAAGUUGUAAUUGACUGUUAUUUGAGCUCUCAUUUAUCCAUCGUCAUAUGUUUAGGUUCAGCCCUGAGAAAAUUGCAUUUAUUAUGAUUUAUAUGAUCUGUUGUAAUCAACAAGAACAUGAGCACUCCUGAAUGAAUAA
Messenger RNA from Phalaenopsis equestris, 1893 nucleotides. RefSeq lists its product as uncharacterized. The transcript is spliced from 6 exons. Lineage: Eukaryota; Viridiplantae; Streptophyta; Magnoliopsida; Asparagales; Orchidaceae. Gene Ontology annotation, cellular component: chloroplast envelope; chloroplast thylakoid membrane. Bases 258 to 1595 code for a protein of 445 amino acids. The record is from RefSeq and is a predicted model, not a curated record.